UUACGUGCCCUCGGUAUUCCCAAAGCGCGGCGGUGCCGCUCUCGCCGCGCGCUGCCCGCGCACCGUCUGCGCUAUCGGCGUAGCGGCCGCAGUUGGCGUAGCGCGGGCAGAGGCGGCCGUGUCGGGGAGCGGCGGCCGCCGUGUGAGGAGCGGGCUGGAGGAGCGGGCAGGGCCGGGCAGGCACCGGGCCGGGACCGCGCCGCAGGUUUUAGAGCAGGAGGAGUCCAAGACUGGCUGGAACUAAUUUACUCAUUUCCCUCCCAAAGGCUGACCCAAAGACCUGUAUCAAAGAGUUGUGCAAGAGAUCGAGACUGGAAGCUCUUUGAAUGUGCUGCCUGAAGACUGAAGGCCUCUCUGGGGACUUGACUUCUCACAAGAGAUGCUUUCAGGAGGGGCUGUGCUGAAGACAGAGCACUGCAGCCUCUAACUGGGACAGCUCCUGCUGGUCUGGAGCUGAGACCCAACUUCCCUCCCUCCCUUUUCCCUUGGAGAUGUUGCAGAGAUUGAAUCUGACCUCUUCCUGCUCACCUGAAGCCUGCCGUGGCGAUGAUCCCACAGCCAGAUCCGACCACCAAAGAGAAGAGAAUCGUGCGUUUGAGGCUGGGCCGUCGUUGUAACUGAACUGGAAUUUAUCCCUGCCCGUGCUCCCAGAACGACUGCCCUUCCUCUGCUCGUCUUGUUUGUGCUGUGAGCCAGUUCUCCCUGAUCUUGUUUGGAAUUCCUGAGCUUUCCACGCUGAAUUUGCCCAUGGCUUUCUUGAUGAAGAAGAAGAAAUUCAAGUUUCAGACAAGUUUUACUCUAGAAGAGCUGACUGCUGUCCCCUUUGUCAAUGGGGUUCUGUUCUGCAAAAUCAGGCUGCUAGAUGGAGGAGACUUUGCUAGUUUAUCUAGCAGAGAGGAAGUUCAGGAAAACUGUGUCCGCUGGAAAAAGAAAUUCACCUUUGUGUGUAAAAUGAGUGCCAACCCUGCCACAGGGCUCCUGGACCCCUGCAUCUGCCGAGUGUCUGUCCGUAAGGAGCUGAAGGGCGGAAAAACCUACUCAAAGCUGGGCUUUGCUGAUCUAAAUCUGGCAGAAUUUGCAGGCUCUGGAUCCACUGUCCGUUGCUGCUUGCUGGAAGGAUAUGAUACUAAGAAUACCCGACAGGACAACUCCAUCCUAAAGGUCACAAUCGGAAUGUCCCUACUCUCUGGGGACCCCUGCUUCAAAACGCCUCCUUCCACCGCCAAGUCCAUCACCAUCCCGGGGCAGGACUCCACUCUGCAGCUGACCUGCAAGGGCGAGGGAACCACCAGCAGCAGCAGCUCCUCCACAAUUGGCUCCCUGCGCCAGGCCAAGCCAAGAACUGCCAUCCUCAGCUCAGGUGUCCCAGAAGAGUCGGAUCAGAACCUGUCCAGCCCAGAGGAAGUUUUCCACUCAGGGCACUCGCGGAACUCGAGCUAUGCCAGCCAGCAGUCCAAGAUCUCUGGUUACAGCACGGAGCACUCGCGCUCCUCCAGCAUGUCGGACCUGACGCACCGCCGCAACACGUCCACCAGCAGCAGCGCCUCCGGGGGGCUCAGCAUGACCGUGGAGUAUCCCGAGGGGGAGAGGGAGCACAAACUGGAGAAGCCACCUCGGCCCCCCAGACCACCCCUCCUGCUGGACAGACCCUCCCGGAGGAAAAAGGAUUCAAUGGAGAGUCACCCGACCCGAGUGGAUGACACCAGGAUUGAUGCUGAUGACAUAGUGGAGAAAAUAAUGCAGAGUCAGGACUUCACAGAUGUCAGCAAUACUGAAGACAGUAACCUGAGGUUGUUUGUGAGCAGAGAUGGAACAACUACACUGAGUGGUAUUCAGCUGGGAAACAGGGUCUCAUCUGGAGUUUACGAGCCAGUGGUGAUUGAAACCCACUAAAUGUGAAGAACAGGGUAGAGCUGCUGGACACAGGCCCCCUACCCAGUCUGCUGCCACAUGGAUGCCAACCUUUACCUCUCUUCAUGCAGCAUUCCAGAAGGGAUUUCUCCACACCCCUCCCCAUAUGUUUGCACUGCAGACCUACUCCGAGACCACUCCAGAACAUGCACUUUCCCUGCAUUGGCAUUGUCCUUCUCUGCUUCCUGGUCCUUCCAGUGCAUGCCUUCCCCUGUUCCUGCUCAGACACAAGGUGUCUGUGGGGCUUAUCCUUUUGGGCUAGUCCCGCAGGAUGUUGCUCAUCUGCAUCCCUCAUUCCACCCAUUCACUUGCAGCAGGGGACUUCUCAGUUUCUGUCUCCCCAAAGCAUUGGGUUAUACCACUGUGAACUCUUCAAACCACUGGGGGUGGGGGAAACCAUUCUAACCAAACCCAGAGCUGCUUGUUGGGGACAUGGUGACAUGGCCACUUGCAGGAUGCUUUAUUCCAUUGACUCUGCAAGGGAACAUCACCUCCCAAGGCAAUGGUUUUACUGAACAAGGUAUGCUGUGGUGUACGCUUCACCUUCCUAUCCUCACAUCCCCAAACAACAUCUUCUCAUAGGAAAUACUUCCCAAAAGUGCAUUUCAGAAAACUCUACUGCAAUCCAGCUGGGAGUUGGAAAACGGUUAAAUGUGAGUGCUCGUCACACCACUGACUGCAGCAGCCCUUCCACUGCUGGGCAUGGAAGGGGGUGUUCAUCAACUAGCAUUAGCAGGAGCACUUUAGAGCUUAUAGAUUUUACCUGGAGGAGGCUUCUACUCACUAUUCCAGGAGUAUAAUCCAUGUUUGCUGGACUGAUUCAGCAAAUAGUCCUGUUGGAGCUUGGAAUACAAAGCCUCUUUCUUUUUUUUUUUUUUUCCUUGUUUCAUUGGCUCAGGAAGGGAACUGCCCUUCUUGGACUGUGAAAAGAAUCUUGUCUGACAGCCCUUCCCUGGGCCAGAGCUGGAUGCAGUUGACUGCAGUGGUCUCUCUAUUGAGGUGGUGAUGUCAAUUGCCUCUCUUGGCCUGGGCCAGUAAGGGAUUUGAUGUUGCUUGGCCUUUCUUGUCUUGUCAGCAGAGAUCUGUGCUGGUUCCUUUUGGGGCUGGGGAGAAGCUACUGUCUCUGCCUUCAAGGGUAGAAGGGGUGUUUGCUGCUGCAUUAGCCACAGCAGCUCUUCUGACCUGCUCUGUGGUGAGUGAACUCUUCUGACAAGGCUUCAAACUGUUCUCUGGUUGAUCUUUCAAUUGCUCUUCUUUGGGUUUGGUUUCUGCAGUUGUUUGACACUUUUCCUUGCAGUGUGUGGCAGAGAUGUCGAUCCCUUUCAGCUCCAGCUUGGAGAUUUCUCCUGGCAGCUGAAUUGCCAGCGAGGAUCUGGGCAGCCCCGGGCUGUGGGCCAGCAGCAGGCUGUGCUUGCAGCCCUCCCUGUACAGAGCCCCUCAGCUGAUAAGCUAUUUCUGUGUCGUGCCCAUUCCUCUGUUGCCCAGUGUUCUGUGGUAGCACUCAGCAGCCGUGCCCUCGGAGCAGUUCCACUCUCCAGGAGCUGGCUCCCCUCUGGCACUUGUGUGUGUGUACAGGCACACACUCACUCUGUUCAGCAAGGAAAGACUUGUAACUGAUCACGUUGUUCAAAUUCUUAGUUAUUGGAAAGCCUCUUUUAAAGGAGAAAAAAAAAAGCAUUAACUGUGGUCUCUUUGGCCAGAAUGCAUGCAGAUGAGCUGCUGGAAAAGGGAGUCUGGCAGAAUGAGAAACAAGGAAUGAAAGGGCCUUGAUUUAGCUUUUUUUUUUUUACCCUUCUAGCUAAGGAUGCUGCAUGGGGAGGGUGCUCAGCAGUGUGGUAAAACUAUACAGUUGCUUACUCUGUUUUGAUGGUUUCUCUCUUGGAGUCAAGAGGUUGCUUUCUGUGUUUGGACAGACCACAUAUAGGAUAUGCAUCUUUUCCACCCUUUCCCUUCAAAGGGAAUUAAAUUUGAAUUAGGGUAAAAAGGGGAUACAGACAACACCUUGGUUUGGUUUAAUGUAGGAGAAAAGUGUUGGAUCUUUUGAGACUGUUUAGAACAAAAGCUCUUUCACACUUGCUAGGUUUUUUUAAUGGUGAUCUCUUCUUCAUUCAGCCUGGGUAGGUUUGGCACUCACUUGCAGGCUGCUGAGCAUCCUGCCCUGUUCCUGGGGUGCCACGUGUCUGCAGGAAGGAGAGAACUGCUUGUCUCUCUCUCUCUGGGGCAGUGCCAGAGAGCCAGGCCUGGCCUGACCGUCUGCUCGGGUCAGGGGGAGGGCAGGAGGAGCUCGGACAGCAGGGACUGUUCUGCCUCUCUGUGGAUGCCGUGCAGAGCCCAGGGUCUGGCUGCUCCCCAGGGCCAACAAAGCCCCUCAGGAAAUCAGAUCCAACCAGGACUUGAAAGGAGCAAGCAUAAGCCAGGAAAGAGGCUAAAACCCAGCUCAUUUUGCUGCUUUGCUUCUGUUCCCAUGAGAAACAAUGGCAGUCACUGUCAGAGCAGUUGGGAUCCCAGGGCAUUCUUCUGGCCUGUGUUGGCAAGAGUCGGCUGCUCCCAGGCGCUGGCAGCUCGGCAUGUCACGAAAUCAGUGGGACAGAGGGAGGAAUAUCUUCCAGCAAAGCAAGAGGAGAAGCAGUUGAGCUUUUGAGAGCGCUGGUCUCUUCUUCCCUGGCUGACAGAGGCAUUACCUGCUCCAUCACAUCUCUGUGGCCAACCUGGGCAUGUCUUUGGCUUCUCUUCCAGUGGCUUGGCACAUCACUGCUUGCAUUUCUGAUAACUGUGUUUCAUAGGGUAUUUCUUCCUUGUCUCCACGUUAGUCCCUCCACAGAGUCUGGUCUUUGUGUGGCUUUUUAGCUCUCCUGCCCCUGGUUUUGAGUGAGUAAGUAGUCCUAGUCAUCCAGCCUUGUGCAGCACAGCUGGGGGACCUGGAGGGAGGAAGGAGCAGUCUGUUCCUCUUUGUAGAUCCUGUGCAGAGCUCCUGCUGUGCAUCCAGCACAAGCAGUGCCCAGCAGUCCCUAGGCAGCCGUGGGCACCCGAGGUGGUGGCUGUGGGGUCACUGGUCCCACACACUCGCUGCUGCCUCGGGAAGCUGCCUCUCACGAGCACUUUUUUCCUUGUGGCAUCGCUGCUGCCUGUUCUUGUUGAACUUUGAACAUUUAAGUGAAUCAGUUUCCAGACCCAAACCUCUGGCUAGUUUCCUUUGGGUUUUUCUUUUUUGUUGUGAAGUUUAUGGAAUUUUUUUUAUACAAACCCAGCAGGCUGGUGUUUUUUUUGACUGCAUUAUUGUUUCAUUGAUAUUUUAUUUCAGGGGGGGCUUAGGGGGAAUGUUCUUCCCCACAUUGUUCCCCUUCUCAGGGGAUUCAGAGGUGGCUUAAACAAGUAAAAGGACCUUAUUGGCAAGACUCUGCAUCCCCUGGGUCUCUGAUGCUGACGAGCAGGGCUGCUCAUGCCUGGCUGGCCCUGGAGAGCAGAGCUGGCUCUCUGCUUCAGUCUUGGGAUCAGGCAAAAUGUGUGGGCUCUGCUCCUGGUUUCUAGACCUUUAGUUGGUGAAAGCACAUUGCAAAGCGUUAGGAAAUUCAGUGUAACUUUUUUACUAACUUCUUUUCUUUUUUUAAAAAAGCAGUAUAAAGCUGAGUGUCCAGAAGAAUAGGCUUAGUCGUUACUUGGUGAAGGAGAUGGAUUUCAGUUGGAAAUUGUGAUGGGAAAAGGGAGGAGAAGGAUGUUGCUCCCUCAUCAUCAUCUUUUGUAUGGUCAGCACUUUAAAUGGGGGCCUCGUGCUGUUCUGACCCUCGGAGUGAUGGGCAGCAGGCGUGUGAUUUCUCCCUCCCUCAUUGCCACAUCACUUUGCCCCCUGCAGAAAGGUUAACAAGCCCUUUUAAACGUUUGCUUCAGUUUUUAGAGGGUUCCAAACCAGGUGGAGGCCUGAAGAAAAUAGUAUUUCAUUCUCAUCUGAAUAGGAGGGGUUGACUUUUUAUUUAUUUUGUCGUUGCUGUUUCUUUUUAAGCGGGCGGCGGUGCAGCUGGUCUCUGCACUGCUGCCAGGAACCUCUGGGAAAACCUCACUCCAGGUACGCUAGAGCACCACAGUUAAACCCCUCCUGGUGAGGGGCUCCCCGUCCCCUCCUCGCUGCCUUACCCGGGGGCUGCAGACCCCCCUCCACCCCUCCUUGCUGCCCUACCUGGUCUCUAGCUGAGUUCUUGCUCUGGUGACCGAGCCCUUUGAACAAGGCCGGUCCCUGGGGACAAGUUCCUACAAACUCUGCCUGGUCGCAGGUGUUUGUCCUUGAAAAGCCACUUCCUCAGUGCAGGGAGGGAUUGAUGAAUGCAAAACUCCCCCCAGUUCCCUCCUGAGAGCUGUGUCCAUCAGACCCUCCCCGCGCCCUCCGAUCCCGCCGCCCGCCAAGCAGCAGGCGUGCAAACCUGGGACAUGGAAAGGAAUUGGGAUGAAGCUGUGAGCGAGGGAUGAGCCUGGUAACUUGUCUCAAACACAUGGAAUAAUGGUAGAGCCCAUAUUUUUGUGGGGGGAGGGAGGGGAAGGGGAGAUCAUGUUUUAUUUUCUUGAAAGUGAAUUGAGCUUGGUGACCUUCUGCCGAGGCGCACUCGAUUUGUAUCAGAUUCUAUAGAGAGAUGGCUGAUAUUUUUGGAAAGGGAAUGGGUCUAUGCAAACUUCCAAAAUUGCUUGAAAGAUAGUUUAACAUUUUUUUACUUUGAAAAUCUAAAGAUAAAUCUAACUUUUGUCUUAAAGCAGAAGUGCGUUUAGAAAGAGAAGCUACUUCCACUGCUCUAUUUUGAUGAUGAUUCUUGGAAAGUUUGGGCUGGAGGGAAUGACUAUUUUUCACCAUUUCUAUCUUGCUCCUCUAGUUUUUUUUGUUUCUUUUUCUAACGGAAUGCUGUGCCGUCUUUGAUUCAACAGAUCGUGUUUGUAUUUUCUGUAUCUGGUUCCUAAUGUAGAGAAAUAACAAAUAUAUGAGGAAAUCAGUAUAAUGUCAAAUGUUGUUAUGGUUUGGGGGAAAAAUAAAGGUUUUUUUGGUACUUCA
Molecule: messenger RNA, 6940 nt
Organism: Motacilla alba alba
Lineage: Eukaryota; Metazoa; Chordata; Aves; Passeriformes; Motacillidae
Gene: EEIG1
Product: family with sequence similarity 102 member A
Exons: 12
Coding region: 748-1893 (381 amino acids)
Source: RefSeq, a predicted model, not a curated record